Sander lucioperca (pikeperch) is the source of this 4276-nucleotide messenger RNA. RefSeq names its product nidogen 1a (gene nid1a). The transcript has 20 exons. The record is from RefSeq and is a predicted model, not a curated record. NCBI's taxonomy places the organism in Eukaryota, Metazoa, Chordata, Actinopteri, Perciformes, Percidae. Gene Ontology annotation, biological process: cell-matrix adhesion. Gene Ontology annotation, molecular function: calcium ion binding. Bases 218 to 3844 code for a protein of 1208 amino acids.
ACAACAUGAAAGGAAAAGUAUAGGCUACCUGCCUCUCAUUUAUCUCUCCUGUGUUGGUCGCUUUUAUGAAAGCAGUUCUCAGCGCACGACUCUCAACUCCGCCCCAUGUUUCCCCAAACUCUGACUGAACUUUCUUUAGUGGACUCUGUGCGUCACUCUCCACUAACCUGGCUUGGGAAAAUCACUGGACUGAACAACUGCUCCUGAAACACGAACAAUGGUUUGGCAGGAGCAAGGAUGGCUCCUAUGUGCGAGUUUUCUUGGAUUUGUGGCGUCGGUGCAGAGCAUAACGCGGGGAGAGCUUUUUCAUUACGGUCCAAGCGUAAGGGACCAGUUACUGGAAGCAGGGAAUGACCAGACGCACCGAGUUAAACUGGACAAGCCCGUUUUGUUUUAUGAUGGGACUUUCGACAGCAUCUUUAUCAACACCAAUGGGUUUGUUGCCACAGCACAGCCAACAAGCGAGUCGACAUAUCUUGGCAAUAUGCCCCCAAAAUUCGGCAUUAUUGCAGCUCUGCUAGGAGACCUGGACACAAGUGAUGGUGUGGGGAAGGUUUUCUUCCGUCAAGACUCCAGUCCUGAUGUUCUAACUCAGGCAGCCCAUUACAUCAACAGGGCCUUCCCUGAGGACGACGAAGUCAGUCCCACCCAUGCUGUGGUGAUCACCUGGGUUAAUGUCGCCACCCAAGGUGAACCUCAAAGCAGAGGAGAUGGCAUUGAGAAGAAGGGAAACACCUUCCAGCUGGUUAUUGCAUCCCUGGAGACUGCAUCGUACGCCAUUCUCCUGUACCCAAGGGAUGGGAUGCAGUUUUCCUCCACGCCUGUACAAGGCAGUAAUGUGGUCAUGCAUGCUGGCUUCAGUAAAGGUUCGGUGCGGGGUUUCCUGUUUUCCAGUCAGGGGCCAUACUACCGCACCACCACUGAUGACGAGGCAUCCGUCAGGGCUUUAACAGAAGAGACCAACUCUGGCCUGCGGGGUAUAUGGGUGUACGAGAUUGGAACUUCUCCCUAUUUUACCAACGUAGCUCCAGGUGAGGUCACUGACCUGCCCACAGAAGCCACACCACAGGGACCCCCUGAGGACUAUGAGGAAGCCGCUAAUGCAAGGAGGCCUGUGUAUAAUGAUGGACAGCAAGUGCAGUACCCUCCUUACGAGUCAGAAGGGGAGCAGAUCGAAGUCCACCCAAUUCAGUACCAGCCGCAUCAGCCUGACAACCAAGAAGUCUUGGUGGUGGAUGACCCAGAUAUAAAUGUAGAUGUGUUCUCAUACAACCUGGGGACAUGUGCGAGCAAUAGAAAUAAGUGUUCCCAGUUUGCUGACUGCAGGGACUACUCCAGUGGAUACUGCUGCUCCUGUAGACCUGGCUUCUAUGGCAAUGGGAUACAGUGUCUGGCAGAGGGAAAGCCACAGAGGAUGAAUGGUAAAGUGUAUGGAAAAGUGUAUGUGGGCAACUCUCCUUCUCCAGUGGAGUUCACCAGUAACGAUCUCCACUCGUACAUUGUGGUAAAUGAUGGCCGUUCCUAUGUGGCCAUCAGUGACAUCCCUUACACCCUUGGACCUUCACUGCAGCCCCUGUCAGCCCUUGGUGGUGUGAUUGGGUGGGCAUUUGCUCUGGAGCAGCCUGGCUUCAAGAAUGGCUUCAGUAUUAUUGGGGGGGAGUUCACACGGCAGGCUGAGGUGACCUUUUUGCCAGGAAAUGAGAAGCUGACCAUCAGGCAGGAGUUCAAAGGCAUCGAUGAGCACGACCACCUGGUGGUGAGCACCACCCUGGAAGGCCGGGUCCCUGAGGUGCUUCAUGGCUCCACUGUGCAGAUUGACCCUUACUCUGAGAUCUACCAGUACAGCAACAACUUGAUCACUUCAUCCUCAACUCGGGAAUACGUAGUGAGCUCGCCCGACGGCAACACUGACACCAGGACGUUCCAGUGGCGUCAGACCAUCACCUUCCAGAGCUGCCAGCAUGGCGAGUCUUUCAGAGACAUGAAACCCACUCAGAUGCUCAGCGUGGACCAGGUCUUUGUCAUGUACGACGCUGGUAAUAAUCUCAUCCGGUUCGCCAUGAGCAACAAGAUCGGGGAUAUCAAUGGAGGACAACCAGAGGAGAACCCAUGUUUCACUGGAAGACACGGCUGUGACACCAACGCUGUGUGCCGACCUGGACAGGAGACUCAGUUCACCUGCCAGUGUGCUGCUGGCUUCAACGGUGAUGGCCGCACAUGUUAUGACAUUGAUGAGUGCGGAGAGAAUCCUAGGAUCUGUGGCUCCCACGCUAUCUGCAACAACCAGCCUGGGACCUUCCGUUGUGAAUGUGAAGAUGGGUAUCAGUUCGGCAAUGAUGGGCAGACCUGCGUUGAGGUUAAGCGACCUGUGGAUUCCUGUGAAGACGGCACCCAUAACUGUGACAUUCCUGAGCGCGCUCAGUGCAGCUAUUCCGGGGGCUCGUCCUACAUCUGCUCCUGCCUGCCAGGGUUCAUAGGAGAUGGCAGAGCCUGCCAAGACAUAGAUGAGUGCCAGCCAGGCAGGUGCCAUCAGGACGCUGUGUGUUAUAACACCCAGGGAUCAUUUACCUGCCAGUGCAGGCCAGGUUACCAUGGCGACGGCUUCUACUGCUCUCAAGAGAGGACAAAAACACAAUGUGAGAACCACAGAGACAGUCUCCAGGGUUCGUCGGAGUUUGGUCCGCGAGGCCCCCGACCUCCCGUUGGACAGUACAUCCCUACAUGUGACGAGAACGGUGCCUAUGUACCCAUGCAGUGCCAUGGCAGCACGGGACACUGCUGGUGCGUGGACCGUAACGGGCGGGAGAUCCCCGGGACUCGCUCUGGGCCUGGCAGCAGACCAAUGUGUAUCGACAACGGUGUUGUGCCACCACCUGUUGGACCUACCACUCGACCCGAUGUCCACCCCCUGCCUCCAGGAACACACCUGUUGUUUGCCCAGAGCGGCAGGAUAGAGCAUAUCCCGCUGGAAGGUUAUGUUAUGAAGAAGGGCGAUGCCAAGGCUGUCCUCCAUCUCCCUGAGAAGGUAAUCAUCGGAGUGGCUUAUGACUGUGUGGAAAAAAUGGUCUACUGGACUGAAAUCACAUCUCCCUCAAUCAGCAAGGCCAGCAUCCAGGGGGGAGAGCCCAUUGCAGUCAUUAGAUCAGAUGUGGAUAGUCCAGAGGGUAUCGCCAUCGACCACUUGGGACGAACUAUGUUCUGGACGGACUCUAUGAAGGAUCGCAUCGAGGUGGCCUCUUUGGACGGGUCUCAGCGUCGUGUUAUAAUAGACUCUGAUCUUGUCAACCCCCGUGCCAUUAUCACCGACCCUCCCAAUGGUAAUCUAUACUGGGCCGACUGGAACCGGGAUGCCCCUAAGAUCGAGACCUCUUACAUGGAUGGAUCCAACAGAAGGGUGCUGGUUAAAGACGAUCUUGGCCUGCCAAACGGCUUGACUUACGACUCUCAGAGCUCUCUGCUUUGUUGGGUAGAUGCAGGCACACAUAAAAUGGAGUGCACACAUCCUGGCCACGGUGACCGCAGAAAGAUUAUGGAGGGCCUUCAGUACCCCUUUGGAAUCACAUCUUUCGGGAAGAACAUCUACUACACUGACUGGCGGAGAGAUGCCGUGAUUGCUGUGGACCGCCAUGCUGGCAAGGAGUUAGACGAGUUCCAGCCUCAGAAACGAACCAAGAUAUAUGGGAUUGCCACAGCCUAUGCCCAGUGUCCGUCAGGACAAAACUACUGUGCUGUGAACAACGGGGGCUGUACUCACCUCUGUUUAGCAACCCCUACCGGCCGCUCCUGCAAAUGUCCUGACAACGCAGUGGGUGUGGGCUGUGUGGACAGAGACAGCGGGUACUGAAAGGAGGCGGCUGUGCUCUGAGAGUUUACACUGUUGUAGGAGUCACUCAGCAUUACUAAACUGAAAAUGCCACUGAAAACCAGAGGUUAACUUACUGAGCCUUUUUAUUGCUCAGUGUUAUGCUUAUCUACAUUUUUACGUUUCCCUUUAUAAAAUCACAACUGCCGUUGAGAAUUGUAAAUAUAAACACUAUUGUUUUUGUCUUUUCCUGAGUGCACAUAAAAUGAGAAUAAAGCUCAAGGGAUACAUAAUUUACUGUGACAUUGAUCAGAGAAAUGCAUGGUAUCAUCUAAUGUCAGUUUUGUUACACUGUGGCAUGUUCGGAUUAGUUUAUCUCAUGGAAGUAUUAUUGUGGAAUAGGACAAGUGUCUGUACAAGUUGGUGGGGGGAGUUUACAUGCUGGGCAGCAAAAGAAUAAACAUUUUUCUAACA